Molecule: messenger RNA, 564 nt
Organism: Trypanosoma theileri
Lineage: Eukaryota; Euglenozoa; Kinetoplastea; Trypanosomatida; Trypanosomatidae
Exons: 1
Coding region: 1-564 (187 amino acids)
Source: RefSeq, a predicted model, not a curated record
AUGGUUGCACAAAAGAAGCCCAGUGAUCUUCAACAGGAACAGCCUUCUAUACCUGCACAAGAGAAUCAAAGUGGUCCCAAUAACCCUGAAGUGGAAAAGUUGCCCAACACUGACAACUCCAAGCCUGUCGCAUCUGAAUCCAUUGCUGUUUCGGGGCACAUUUCCUCCAGAAUGGAGGAGGAUAAGAACAAUACAACUGAAAGCAAUGAACAAGUGCAAGGAACAUUAUUACAGUCUCCUUCUCAAGAUAUGAGAGGUGAUGGACCAAAACCCACAGAGGAUCCUACUCAUAAUCCAAAAAGUGUUUCCACCGUCGAUGAGAAGAGGAAUGAAACCAUUCCAAGCAGCGAGAAUAACAUUCACACAACAUCGAGCAUACCAGAGAAUGUAAGCGCAUCUGCUGUUCCUGCCACUUUGACAGAACUAAACAAGACUCAGAUGGGACAAGUAAUAAACCAGGUGGGUGGCUUUGGUGUUACGGGUGCUGACAGCAGUAUUGCCGCUUCAUACCAAAUCCCUCUUUUGCUUCUUUUGUUGGCUCUGGUGGCUCUGGCAUCCCCAUGA